Messenger RNA from Xyrauchen texanus (razorback sucker), 1933 nucleotides. RefSeq names its product protein BTG2-like. The transcript has 2 exons. Lineage: Eukaryota; Metazoa; Chordata; Actinopteri; Cypriniformes; Catostomidae. The record is from RefSeq and is a predicted model, not a curated record. Gene Ontology annotation, cellular component: nucleus; cytoplasm. Gene Ontology annotation, biological process: negative regulation of mitotic cell cycle; negative regulation of cell population proliferation. The coding region runs from base 184 to 696 and encodes 170 amino acids.
UUACAAACAGAACGCAGCGCUUUGAGAACAACAGGAUCUCUUGGACCGAACCGAACACAAAGGAAUGUUUGCGUUAUCGUAAUCAAAAAAACGUUUUGAUUCAAUUCACCAGCGACUCAGGACGGCGGCUGUUCUGUUUUUAUCUUCACUGUUAUCAUCAUCAAUACUUUUGGAGGUAGUGAAAUGACUCACGGUACCGAAGCAGAAAUGACCCCGGAGAUUUCGGCCGCGGCAAGUUUUGUGUGCAGGCUACUGCGCAGCCGCGGACACCUGAGUGACGCACAGCUCCAGGUGUUCAGAGACUGUCUUGCGCAUCGACUCUCAGAACACUACCAGCAUCACUGGUUCCCCGACAGACCACAGAAGGGUUCCGGUUACCGCUGUAUACGCAUCAAUCACGAAAUGGACCCACUUAUUGGCAGAGCAGCUGGACAUAUUGGACUGACUAGUGGGCAGCUGUUUUCUCUCCUGCCACGGGAGCUUACGCUCUGGGUUGACCCGUACGAAGUGUCGUACCGCAUCGGCGAGGACGGCUCCAUUUGCGUUCUGUACGAAGCGGAACCUCACGUCCCAAGCCCCGCCCCCAGUGUCAGAGGACCCUCAGCAUACGACCAAACAGCCACCUGCAAAUACCACUUCACGAUGGGCGGCCGUACAAGUCCACCGAAAAACUACCUGAUGACCGUGUCCAGCUAAACGUAUGGGACCGGUGUCCGCUGGUGCCACGUCUGAACGGCCAACUGCCACUUUAACAGUUUACGUUUCCUGUCCUUUUACAUUUCUAGACAUUCAGGUUCUAAAACAAGUAAUUUAAGAUGUAAAGCUAAAGCACUGGUUGAUGAUAUGGAUGAUAUUUGGACCACUGACUCUUACAGCACUAUACUAAAUGAAUAUUUUAUUUACCCUGAAAUGGGUUUUGGGGUAUUUUCACUGGUGCUAGCACAUUGUUUCAAUGCAAUAACGAUACCUCACGUCUCUCACAAGAUUGUAAAGCAAUUAAGGUCAGAAACAUACUCUAACCAAGUGUGCAAACGCUUCGGCAACACUUUGGGCCAAAUUCCUGAAGCGUGACUUUCUGCGUACAUUUGUCUGUAAAUUGUUGCAAUGUUCCUUGUGUGUCAUGAAUGAGGUCCAUAGUACUUAACAGUUGUUAUUGUUUGGUUAAAAACUCACAGUUUGCCGUUAUAUUCCAAUGUCUGCGACGCUUUCGCUACAGUAACACAAAAAGACAAACCACAGUUUGGCAUUACAUUAAAACUAUUAUUCAGACUGCUAGUUGGAAGCAUUUCAGUGGUUAUCUACCAAGUCUCUUCAAACUGUGGCUUCGCCAUGACAGUACUUGACAUUUUAUGCCAAUGUCUGCAGUAGCACCUCCUUGUGGCCACGCUGAGAAUGCAAUCAUAUUCUGACACACUUUGGUAUGCAACGGCACAUGAAAUAAAGUUUUAAAUUGUGCAUUUUUCGCCAGAAGUGUUUGUAUUAGCAUGCUUGCGUAAAGUGUGUUUUGGUGGUGUUUCAUACAAUUGUUGCAGGAGCUGCUACUGACUUCCACAAUUCCCUCUGCCUUAAUGACGGCGCCACCACUCCCUUAAUAAAUGUCACUGCCUGACUCUCUUAUUGUGCAAUAUUCAGGCAAUAUGCUCUUUAAAUUCCUUCUGUAAUGUCAUGAAAUGAGUCUGAAAUGAAUCUUUCUCAGGAUGCUUUGCAUGUGGUAUGUUGGUUGGUAUUGGGCCGCAGUGCCAGUAUAGACUCUCGUCUGUAGCGUUCUGUGUCUCUCGUGCUGCUGAGCAGCUUGUUUACCGUAAAAUGUAGUUUUUGUAAGCUAUCGAAGCGGAGUUUGCUUUUAAUGUACAUUUUGUUUUUUAAACACAUUUGUGCAGAUAUAGUGUACAGUCAAUUUUUAUAACAAUAAACAUUUUAUGAAGAAAACGUA